CGGAUUCGGAAUCACAGCUCCAAUUUUAAAAUUAGAUCAAAUUAACACCCGGUUAAUUUUUGGGAUCGAUUGAGGUUGAAGAAAAGCGAUAAGCAGAUUCCAAGGAAGUGCUCAAAUUGAUUGGAUCGAAUUGCAGGUUUGAAGAGGCUAUAAUGGGAGUAGUGAACAAGUUUGUGAUUGCAUCCAUGUGCAUGUUUGCAGCUCCUCUCGCGAUUCUAUAUGGAUUCAAACACAAUUUCUUACCCGGUUCUACUGAGCUCCCCUCGGAGUCUGUGACUCUGUGGAGUGGAAUCCUCGCCGUCUUCUCCGUCAACGUGGUCAUAGCAUUCUACAUCUACAUGGCCCUGAAAGAGCCCUCAAGCAAACCCGAGCCAGAUCUUAAGUUCGUUGCAGAGGCGGAGGCCAGCAUAAAGCAAUCGCAACCAAGCGAAGCAUCAGAUCGUUCCAAACACGAGUAGCCCGUCUUGAUCGGGGUUGGCCGCAUAGUUUCUAGAAGCUUCCAUGUCAAUCUUGUUGCUCAGUUUGUAGGUCUUAAUUAUUGUGAAUUUUAGGGUGUUAAUUAGAUUCACAAAACAAGUUACGGAGUAUAAAUUUUCAAAAAUACUACUCCCUUCGACCCACAAAA
Salvia hispanica is the source of this 625-nucleotide messenger RNA. RefSeq lists its product as uncharacterized. The record is from RefSeq and is a predicted model, not a curated record. Lineage: Eukaryota; Viridiplantae; Streptophyta; Magnoliopsida; Lamiales; Lamiaceae. Gene Ontology annotation, biological process: vacuolar proton-transporting V-type ATPase complex assembly. Gene Ontology annotation, cellular component: endoplasmic reticulum membrane.